Emericellopsis atlantica is the source of this 2847-nucleotide messenger RNA. RefSeq names its product MCM2/3/5 family-domain-containing protein. The record is from RefSeq and is a predicted model, not a curated record. Bases 1 to 2847 code for a protein of 948 amino acids. Gene Ontology annotation, molecular function: single-stranded DNA binding; single-stranded 3'-5' DNA helicase activity; ATP binding. Gene Ontology annotation, cellular component: MCM complex; nucleus. The transcript is spliced from 3 exons. Gene Ontology annotation, biological process: double-strand break repair via break-induced replication; DNA replication initiation; mitotic DNA replication. Lineage: Eukaryota; Fungi; Ascomycota; Sordariomycetes; Hypocreales; Bionectriaceae.
AUGGCAUCCAGCGAAGCUGGGUACCCCAUGGCCGACACGCCUCACUCGGUUGCAACGCCUGCGACUCCGAGGGGCCACGGGUUUCCCUCCUCUCCAUCAGCAAGGCCGCAAGGACCGCCUUCAGAAAGCAAUCUCGACCCGAGCGAACGAGGAGAUGGAUUCAUGGACGAUGAGAGACCGGAGAGCUCGAGGCCAACUGAUGCAAGACACGUUCAGAAAGUUCGUGACAAGCUAGGAGACCUCGUGCAGCGUAACUUUGAAAAGUUCAUUGAGGAGUUUCAAGAUGACUCCCAGGCGGCAGCGACACCAUCUGCACAAGGAUCAAGUGCGAUACCUACAUUCAAGUACUAUGUCCAGCUCAUUCAUGUGAUGAGCAAUAAGAGCUUGUCAACGCUAUACGUUGAUUUCAGACAUCUGCAGACGUGGAACGAUGGCGCCCUAGCAGACGCUAUCUUCACAAACUAUUACAGAUGCCUGCCUUAUUUGACGUCAGGUCUACACAACAUGAUUGCGAAAUACGAGCCGAAGUACUUUCGUGAUCACCGCCAGCCUACAGCUUCAAGUCGGUUGGCUACAUCGGCCGCUAGUCAAUUCAGCUCGGAGGACGAUGUCGAUGCACCGCACAACAAGAACGAGAACCAGCAGACCGACAAACUGUUCGCAAUCGCCAUUUACAACGUGCCCCUCGUUACUCGAUUGAGGUCGCUGCGGUCAGGGAACAUCGGCCAACUACUGUCGAUCUGUGGAACUGUCACAAGGACAUCUGAAGUUCGUCCGGAACUGUCACUGGCAACAUUCGCAUGUGAAAACUGCCGAACAGUUGUGCCCAACGUCGAGCAAACCUUCCGCUACACUGAACCUACACAAUGCCCAAACGAAACGUGCAACAACCGAAUAGCCUGGGCUCUGGAUAUUCGCAGAAGCACUUUCAUCGACUGGCAGAAGGUUCGUGUUCAGGAGAACAGCGCCGAGAUCCCAACAGGAAGUAUGCCUCGGACAAUGGACAUUAUUCUCCGCGGAGAGAUGGUCGAUCGCGCCAAAGCAGGGGAAAAGUGCAUCUUCACUGGCACCCUCAUUGUCGUACCCGAUGUUAGUCAACUGGCACUCCCCGGGUCGAAACCCAUGUCUGUCCGCGACGAUAGAGGCCCUAAUGCACGCGGUGAUGACGCUGGCGGCAGUGGUGUCUCGGGACUGAAAGCCCUCGGUGUCCGCGACCUGACCUACCGCAUGGCGUUCCUCGCCAACAUGGUCACUCCAGACAUCACGGGCCAGUCUUCCGACAGCAGUGCUACGGACGUGGUCAACGCUCUGUUGACCGAGAACCAAGCAAUGGAGGGGGAUGACGAAGUGAAAAACGCACAGCAAGCGGUGACGGCCACCAUGAGUGAGGGCGAGAUCACGGAAAUGAGCAAAAUGGCCCACGACCCCGAAAUCUACCCCAAACUCGUCAAGUCCAUCGCGCCCAUGGUUUACGGUCACGAGUAUGUCAAGAAAGGUCUCCUGCUGCAGCUGGUGUCUGGUGUUCACAAACAGACACCAGAGGGUAUGCAACUUCGUGGCGACAUCAACGUGUGCAUCGUUGGCGACCCGUCCACCUCCAAAUCCCAGUUCCUGAAGUACGUCUGCUCAUUCGCCCCUCGCGCCGUGUACACCAGCGGCAAAGCUUCCUCGGCGGCUGGUCUUACUGCCGCUGUGGUCAAAGACGAAGAGACGGGGGAAUUCACCAUCGAAGCGGGAGCCCUGAUGUUGGCUGACAAUGGCAUCUGUGCCAUUGAUGAGUUCGACAAGAUGGACAUCGCCGACCAAGUCGCUAUCCACGAAGCUAUGGAACAGCAGACUAUUUCGAUCGCCAAGGCUGGUAUCCAAGCCACUCUCAACGCUCGCACAUCCAUUCUUGCGGCAGCCAACCCUGUUGGCGGACGGUACAACCGCAAGACUACUCUCCGUGCCAACAUCAACAUGUCUGCCCCCAUCAUGUCUCGAUUCGAUCUCUUCUUCGUCGUGCUUGACGAAUGCAACGAGCAGAUCGACCGCCAUCUUGCCGAACACAUUGUCAGCAUUCAUCAAUUGCGCGAUGAGGCUGUUGAGCCGAUUUUCAGCACCGAGCAACUGCAGAGAUACAUUCGCUAUGCUCGCACGUUCCGCCCCGUGUUCACGCCCGAGGCCCAGGAGCUUCUCGUAGAGAAGUACAAGGAGCUCCGUGCGGACGAUGUCCAGGGUGGCAUUGGAAAGAACUCUUAUCGCAUCACUGUGCGUCAGCUGGAGAGUAUGAUCCGUCUCUCCGAGGCCAUUGCCAAGGUCAACUGCGAACCGACAAUCAGCGAGGACAUGGUUGUUGAGGCAUAUACACUUCUGCGGUCAAGCAUCAUUUCCGUAGAAUACGACGACGUCGAAAUAGAUGAGGAGGAGGCGGAGACGCAAGAAGACGCCAGCACCCUGCUGCGCGCCGCGUCGCAAGCUCACGGCGAUACCGCCAUGGAAGAGGACCCAUCCACCGAGCAAAGGGAGAGAAGGAAACUCACCAUCACGUAUGAGAAGUACCUCAAAAUGCUCAAUGCCUUUGUUGGGAGGAUCAAAGACGACGAGUCUGACAGUGGUGAUGGUGUUGAGGGCAAUGAGCUGAUCUCAUGGUACCUGGAGAGUGUUGAAAGUGAGCUCGAUGGGCCAGAGGCCCACGACCACGAGCAGGCAUUGGCAAAGAUGGUGCUCAAGAAGAUGGUCAAGGAAAACAUUCUCAUGGCUCUGAGAGGUGAGGGCUUGCAAGAAGACGGUGUGGCCAGCAGCUCUACCGCCGUAGGCGACGUGAUCUACGUGAUACACCCGAACUGCGCAAUCGAAGAAGUAUAG